Molecule: messenger RNA, 2956 nt
Organism: Oppia nitens
Lineage: Eukaryota; Metazoa; Arthropoda; Arachnida; Sarcoptiformes; Oppiidae
Exons: 7
Coding region: 26-2956 (976 amino acids)
Source: RefSeq, a predicted model, not a curated record
UAAUAGUAUUAUAAAACUUGUUUACAUGAGUAAUACAAACAGUGAUAGUAGUAGUGGUGGUAGUGGUGGUGGUAGUAGUGGUGGUAGUAGUGGUGGUAUUAGUGGUGGUAUUAGUGGUGGUAGUAGUGGUGGUAGUAGUGGUGGUAGUAGUGGUGGUAGUAGUGGUAGCAGUAUUACCAUUGGUCUCAGAGAUUAUGAAAUACAAGCCAUGGUAAUUGUGCGACCAUUCAAUUAUGAAACCAAUAAACCAUUUGGUAGAGGAACGGGAUAUAUAGCCGACAACAUCAACAACUAUAUCGUAAGCAACAGUCAUGUGGUCAGAGGAUCAGUUAAAGUGGAGAUUGAAUUAUACAAUCUCUACUCAAUAGACAAACUGUUUGGACAACAAUCGGGAUCAGAAAUGUUUGCAAAAAAAAUUGAUAAAGUAUUCGGUGAUGUCGUAUACGUUGAACAACACACCGAUAUGGCGUUCAUACAACUCCGGGAUGUACUGCCCGAUGUUGUACCGCAGCUCGAGUUGGCCACCGAUUUGCCUGAAUGUGGUGAACCGGUAGUUGCUAUGGGUAGCGGUCACACCGAUUAUACGCCAAUUGACGGUAUAGUGUCGAUGGUAACGGUACCGACAAUCAACUACUGGUAUAACUGUUACAGUAUGGACAUUGGCGACAACGUACAACUAGUCUAUCAUACGGCUUAUACUGUACCCGGUUAUUCUGGUUGUCCACUAAUAGAUAGCCAAACCAAAGUAGUGGCCACUGGUUUUUGUCACGUGGCCUACGAACGUGAUGUGGCCGCCGGUGAUGUCUUAGGUUUCAUUCAACGAGCAAAACUCUAUAGCCAUCAACAACUAUCAGUUAAUAGACGUCAAAAACUAGUGGAACAGUAUAUAAAAGCACCGGGAGUUCAAAUGAUAGGAAUUGUAGUGUCAGAUAACAAUAGUAUUAUAAAAUCGGUUUAUAUGAGUAAUACAUAUAACAGUGAUAGUAGUAGUGAUAGGGGUAGUGAUAGGGGUAGUGAUAGGGGUAGUGAUAGGGGUAGUGAUAGGGGUAGUGGUAGUAGUGAUGGCACUAAUAAUGGUGAUAAUAAGGAUAAUUUAAUGCAAAUUUUGAAAGAGUAUGAAAUACAAGCCGUGGUAAUUGUGCGACCAUUCAAUUAUGAAACAAAUAAACCAUUUGGAUUGGGAACGGGAUAUAUGGUCGACAAUACCAAUAACUAUAUUCUAACCAAUUGUCAUGUUGUCAGAGGAUCGGCUAAAAUGGAAAUUGAAUUAUACAAUGUCUACGCAAUGGAUAAAUUAUUUGGACAACAAUCGCCACAACAACAACAACAACAACCAUCACCAGAACUGUUGGCAGAAAAAAUAGAUAAAGUUUUCGGUGAUGUCGUAUAUGUUGAACAACACACCGAUAUGGCGCUCAUACAUCUCCCAGAUGUACUGCCCGGUAUCAUACCUCAGCUAGAGUUGGCCACCGAUUUGCCUGAAUGUGGUGAACAGGUAAUUGCUUUGGGCAACGGUGAUACAGAUUUUACGCCAAUUGACGGCAUAGUGACAAUGGUAUCGGUGCCGACAAUCAACAACUGGUAUAACUGUUACAGUCUGGACAUUGGCAACAAUGUACAGCUAGUCUAUCAUACGGCCUAUACUGUACCCGGUUAUUCUGGUUGUCCACUGAUAGAUAGCCAAACCCAUGUAGUGGCCUCGGGUUUUGGUUAUGUGGCCGAUGAGUUUGAUGUGGCCACCGAUGAUGCGUUAGGUUUCAUUGAACGGGCAAAACUCUAUCGCGAUAAACAACUAUCAGUUAAUAGACGCCUAAAACUUAUGAAACGGUAUGCAAAAGCACCUGAAGAUAAACUAAUGGGAAUGGUAUUGACAAAUACAUUUGAAAUUAUUACAGUUUUGCCUGACUGUCCGAUCAAAUUAUUGUGGUUACGAUCAUCAGCUAUAUUACCAAUACUAUCCACCAUUUGGUACACAAAACAUGGUGUACCACAAGUGAAUCAAUUGAUAAAAUUAUUGAACAAUAGUAUAAUAUCAAUAAAACCGGUUUAUUUGACUAAUAUAGACAGUGAUGUUAGUAGUGAUGGUAGUGGAGAUAGUUGUGAGAGUGAUAGUGGACAGUAUGCUGGAGAAGCUAAUAAUAUGACAGUAUAUUUGAAAGUUCUUGAAAUGCAAUCAGUAGUAGCUGUCAGACCAUUCAAUUUUAAAGACAAUAUAUUUUUCCCUAUCCAUGGAACGGGAUAUAUGGCCGACAAUACUAACAACUAUAUCGUAACCAAUAGUCAUGUGGCGGAAGGAUCGGCUAAAAUAGAGAUUGAAUUCUACAAUAUCUACAAAAUGAAUGAACUGUUUGGACAACAAUCCGUAGUGUCGUUAGUGUCGGGAAAUGCAGAUAUAGAGCGGGUUAUCGGUGAUGUCGUAUACGUUGAACAACACACCGAUAUGGCACUCAUACAACUGGUUGAUGUAUUGCCCGGUAUAUUAGAUCAGCUUGAAUUGGCUACAGAUUUACCAGAAUUAGGUGAACCGAUAUUUAUUUUGGGUAACGGCGAUAUACACUUCACACCAAUCGAUGGUAUAAUAACGAGAGUAUCGGUAUCGACAAUCAAUAACGGAUAUGAUAUAUUUGGUUUGGAUAUUGACAACAAUAAACAACUGGUCUAUCAUAAUGCCAAAGCUAUGGCCGGUUAUUCCGGUUGUCCGGUAAUAGAUAGUCAAACCAGUCAAGUGGUCGGCACAGAGUUUGCAUACGUGUUUGGAGAGUUUGAAGUAGCAAUUAAUGAUGUGUUAGGUUUCAUUGAACGGGCAAAACUCUAUCGCGAUAAACAACUAUCAGUUAAUAGACGUCAAAAACUUAGGAAACGGUAUGCAAAAGCACCGGCAGAUAAACUAUUGGGAAUGGUAUUGACAAAUACAUUUGAAAUUAUUACAGUUUUGCCUGACUGUCCGCUCAAGUAA